AAACACCAGAAAAGGAAAGGGCGUCGACGACCUUCGUUACAAUUACAGGGCAAUGGUGACCUGUUCGUCCAGAAAGUACAACUACGUGAAGCGCACGUCUCGCCCAAAAUCAUUAUUCCUGUGAGCAAACCAAGCCUGCAACGAGCUCCGGAAAGCCUGCGGAAUGUUACUAUUGUCCAAUUACCCAGUGCCAUGUAUGCCAUGUAUAACAUCGCUUGUGGGUUGCAAGCCACCAACGAUCUCUGCGCCAUAUGCCUUGCCUGGUCUCUCUAGAACCAUCUCGCAAACGACAGAAGCCUGACGAUGAUCUUGAACAAUCACAACAUCAAUUGAAAAGGCUGAAGCUCGGCGGGCCACCACCAGCAUAUUGGGAUAAUCUGUCAAGAAUUUGGUUGACCAAGGACACUUUACGAGAAUUCAAUCGACGUAAUAGCCCUUCAAACAGGAUAGUGGAGUCGGGACAACGUCCUUGUCGGCCACUAACUCGACAGCUCCACGCGACACUAAAGAAUCGUUGCCAGAUACCUGCUCUCGAUCCCUUGAGCGGCUGCAAGCCUGAAAGCCUUAAGGAGAUAAAAAGGCUCUCCAGGCGGGGCGGGCCUGACUUGUCUGAUCUUAGAAAUUUCCCAGAUCCUCGUACCCCUUUUUAUCAAUCAAUGAGCACAAGCAGUUCAGGCCGCAGGAAGCGACGUGCAGGGUCUGCUCCAGACGAUAGCGACAAUAAGGCCACUACGAAGACUACAAGCACUACAGUGUAUAAUCGAAACUUUCAACAAAAUCUGGUUGACCAUGGUGUCUAUCCACCUGGAUAUAAAUAUCCCAAUGGCCAGAAACUGGCAAAACCGAAUAACUGGCUUGAGCUCAAUGAACGACUGGCGCAACCCCAAGCUUCCCUCUCACCCUCAAAGUUCUCCGAGCAAGAAUUUGAAGAGUUUAGAGAGGCGGACAUGAAUGCAUCCAAGGAGAAGCCUAUAGUACGUUUGGCCAUUCCGAUUAUCGAAGGCCAUAUCGAUGAUGUUAGGUGUAUGGGAGGGGACUACCCAUUUGGGAACUUUGCUCCUCUAACCGAUGGCACACUUGCAAAUGCAAAGCCAGACCACUUUUUUGGUGCUCGGCCUGAGCAGCUAAAUCAUCAAAUCCGUGAUGAGCUUAGCGACUUCAUCAUUCCGUCAACGCAGAAAGACCAUCCGAUAGCUCCAAACUUCUUUCAAGAGGCUAAAGGCCCCGACGGGUCACCUGCUGUUGCUACACGGCAAGCUUGUUACAAUGGUGCAGUGGGGGCUCGAGGAAUAUAUAAACUUCAGUCGUACAAGCAGGAUGAACCUACCUACAAUAAUAAGGCCUACACGAUAACAUCAACCUACCAAGCCGGUCAACUCAAGCUCUACACAACACAUCCUACCGCCCCUCGAGAAAGCGAUGGCCGCACUGAAUACAUUAUGACCCCGCUAAGAUCAUUUGCGAUGACUGAUAACCCAGAUACUUUUCGGAGCGGGGCAUGCGCGUAUAGAAAUGCGCGGGAUUGGGCAAAGGAACGGAGGGACGAGUUUAUCAAAUCUGCAAACGAUAGACACACGCAAGCACGCUCGGAACUCCUCUCUACAUCCGAACGUGAGGCAACCUCUGAGCCCACUAUCAUCCUGGAGGAUUCUGAUACAUCAGCCACGUUUGAUGAAGCCGAGUUCCACGAUGCUGCACAGUGGAGCUUCGCACACACAAAUGACAGCGCUGAUGAUCCUCCGGCUUCGACCAAGCAUACUAAAAGAGCAAGAAUCGGAGCCAGCUCAAUUAGCCGAGCUAGCAGCAAGUCUCUCCAAAAUUAAGCCGUCGGCAUUUGUAUGUAGCCCUGAUACCACCAAGUAGCAAUGAAUUCCCUUUUUUAUUUACGCUCAUUCCUGGCGUUAUUCUCAUGUAGGGUAAGGGCGAGACCAUCAUAAUCAUCGUUAGAAAACUGUCGCAUAUAUCGCAUCUUCGUUGCCAUUCAGUUGGCUUCCAGUCAAGAAUAUUAAGGACCUCUUUCAGGUAAUUUGCGGUGAUGGGAGGCUGAGAACUUGGUUGCAUCCAGUACCAUAUGGUGAGGGGACAUGUUUCUUCAAACAGCAGCCUGGAACACUUAUUGUAUCAUAUGAAGGGGUACUUCCAAUCAAAUCAUGCUCCUAUAUGGGGGUCCAGCCAGGUUUUGGGCAAGCCGCCAAGAGGACCUCGGGAAACGGAACAGGGCUCGUCCGGAAAACCUUCGCGCAGGACUGAGAAACUGAGAGUGUGAGUCUCCUCCUAAAUACUCAGUGCGCUGGAUGGAUUGCUAUUCAGCAAAUGAAUGCAAGGCCUUAAUUUCCUGCUUCGGCAACUUUCCAACUUCAGAGAUUAUUUUUAUUAUUAUUACCUGCUUUUAAUUACCGUAACUUACUAUGAUUAGCACUUGGCUCAGCAUUGUCGGAUACAUCUUGCUAAGUAGCGCGGUGAUUACUCACACUAAAAGUUCGGCCAUUGCUAAUUUUAUGAAUUUGUGGAUGGGUCUGAUCUGUUGAACAACUGGAUUCAUACAUUAGAUAGAUUUUGCAAUCACUGCAUGCAUCAACAACUGCAUACAUCAAUAACUCAAUCAGGAAGUUUGAUGUGUGGAUUCCAAGUUAAAUUGCUGUGCCACUGCGGGUAUUUCCGGAGAUAAUCCCCUGGAAUAACGUAAUUUUUGUGUCCAAUCGUGG
Blastomyces dermatitidis ER-3 is the source of this 2705-nucleotide messenger RNA. RefSeq lists its product as hypothetical. Bases 252 to 1823 code for a protein of 523 amino acids. The transcript has 3 exons. Lineage: Eukaryota; Fungi; Ascomycota; Eurotiomycetes; Onygenales; Ajellomycetaceae. The record is from RefSeq and is a predicted model, not a curated record.